UCACCAAAAUUUCUCCAAUUAACAGAAAAAAAAUCAAUGUCCACCGCCGCCGCCGCCGCCGCCGUCUCCGGCCUCCACUGCGAGGUUUGGCAGCCCCAAGACUUCUCUGAAACUCAUUGUUCUUUUUCUUCUUCUUCUUCUGAAUCCCCUGAGUUCUUCAUCGAUUUCUAUGUCUCCUCAUAUGCAACUCAAGGCGACCAAAUCAUCAGCACUCUUCGUUACAAGAAUUUCAGGCAAAGAUGUGACGUUUUAACUCAAGAUUCCUUCUCUUGGUCCGCAAUUUCCACUAUGCUAUCCGAAACCAAUGUGCCUUACCAUCUUCAACCCUUUUUCAUUCAGCAGAUUUCCAUUAGCGCCCGCGGAAUUGCAACCGAACCCACUAACGCUCUCUCCCGCACCAUUCCCAUGGUCGUCGAGCUGGUGCUGCCUGAGGAGGCCAUGGAGGACUCGAGUUAUGGGUCGGACACCAUUAUGGGAACUGGGUCGCGCCGGGCGAGUAGAGCUUCGAUUCAGGAAAUGGAGAGAGUUGAAAUGAAUGGGGCUUUGAGUGAUUGUGUGAUUUGUUUGGAUGAUAUCGUUUCAGUUGGGUCUGAAAUUGAUGCACUUCGAAUGCCUUGUUUACAUAUUUACCAUCGAAAUUGUAUUCACAAAUGGCUGCAACUCAGCAACCGCUGCCCCUUGUGUCGGUUUCAGAUGCCAUUGGAAGAGGAAUGAAGCUCUGUUUUGGUUCUGAUAGUCUUGGCCGUUCUGUAAUAUAUUUACUGUUCUUUAUUGGGUUUUCCCCCCUUUUUGGAUGAUUCCUAUUUUCAAACAUGCCUUGGAAGGUUUAUGAAUGAAACCCACAUUUCUGAUCAA
Molecule: messenger RNA, 855 nt
Organism: Cucurbita maxima (winter squash)
Lineage: Eukaryota; Viridiplantae; Streptophyta; Magnoliopsida; Cucurbitales; Cucurbitaceae
Exons: 1
Coding region: 37-714 (225 amino acids)
Biological process (GO): protein ubiquitination
Cellular component (GO): cytoplasm
Molecular function (GO): ubiquitin protein ligase activity; zinc ion binding
Source: RefSeq, a predicted model, not a curated record